UUCCCGACUAGGGCUUUCUAGAGCAGAGGAAGCUGCAUUUUUAUGGAAUCUAUUCAAUACAACCGGUGGGAGACCUCUGAGGAAUUUGAGAUGGCUGAUACUAAGCGCCACUGGCGACCCUGGGAAGCUGGAUGGUGGGCAAAGCAGCUUCCUGGAGGCCGACCUGCCUUUCCCCUUUAUCUGCUAUUUUCUGUGACUUCUUUUCUGUGGAUAAUUCUUCUUAGUAUGCUGUUGUCCAAAGUUAUGGAAUUAUCGAGAGAGAUAGAGAACCUGGAUGAGCAACUGGAGGGAAUACAAGUCAAUGGGUCAGUAACUUCAGAGAAGCUGGUAGCUCUUCAAGUAGCUUUGAACUCCUCGGACGGCAAGCAUCAGACUCUAAAAGCAAAAGCUGAGACAAUGGCUGAGAAGCUGAGAAACCUGCAAGAGAGUCAAGUCAGCCUGAGUACUACCCUGUCUCAGGAACUAGCUGAGGCAAGAGAAGAUCGAGAGAACAUUCGAAGUGAGAUGUUUCGUGGACUGGAGGCUGUGAGGAGUGAAAAUGGAUCCUUCUGUCAACCAUGCGUUAGUCCCUGGAAGGCCUUCCAAGGUUCCUGUUAUUUCUUCUCCACGAUCAAGUUCACUUGGUCUAAGGCCAGGGAUGACUGUAUCCAGAAGAAAGCUCACCUAGUGAUCAUCAAUAACCGUGAUGAGCAGAAUUUCCUGACUCCUACUAAGAGGCUAGGAUUCUGGAUUGGCCUCAGAAAAGCCAAAGAAGGGGAACAUAAGUGGAUUGAUGGUACCAGUCUUGGAUACACCAACUGGAAUGAAGGGGAACCUAAUGACACCCACGGGAAGGAAGACUGUGUCAUGAUGUUGCAUCAUGGCAAAUGGAAUGACUUUCCAUGUGAGAUAUCCUCUGAUAAUUGGAUCUGUGAGAAAAAGCAGACCUGUUGAGCUUCAGCAGUGAAGAGACCAGGAGAUAGUUUGCUGGCUGAGCUCCCUCCCUCCACAACUCAGUCUUCAUGGAACAUCUGAUGUCUAGAUGUGGACCCUCAAUAGGCAUUACCUUCUCAGACUUGUACCCUCUGGACCAUGGAUCCCUACAAUUUUGCAGGCUUAUGGGGUCAACAGGUAUAUUUGGGAGACCAAUAAAGUAUUUUUGUCCUUUGUUAGAA
Molecule: messenger RNA, 1154 nt
Organism: Antechinus flavipes (yellow-footed antechinus)
Lineage: Eukaryota; Metazoa; Chordata; Mammalia; Dasyuromorphia; Dasyuridae
Product: C-type lectin domain family 4 member G-like
Exons: 9
Coding region: 43-933 (296 amino acids)
Source: RefSeq, a predicted model, not a curated record